Molecule: messenger RNA, 1728 nt
Organism: Miscanthus lutarioriparius
Lineage: Eukaryota; Viridiplantae; Streptophyta; Magnoliopsida; Poales; Poaceae
Source: the annotation of a GenBank genome assembly
AUGGCGUCAGAAGAGGUCCCCGCGCCGGCGGCGGAGCGAAUUCGGGUGGUCGGCAAGUGGGCCGGCGCCCUGGAGGUGGACCUGGGCGCCUGGACGGUGCCGAUGCUGCGGGCGGAGGUGGCGCGGCGGGUUGGGGACGGCGUGGGGCCUGAGUGCGUCGGCCUCAUCUUCGGCGGCCGCGUGCUCAAGGAUGAACCCCCCGCCUCGCUGCGGGAGGCCGGACUUAAGGCGAACGCCAAGGUGCUCUCCUCCCUUACAUCCCCCGAUCGCGCCAAAGAAAUCGCAGCCGAGGCCGCCAAGGCGAAGGCUGAGGAGGAGCACGCUGCAAGGCUUGUCAGGCUGUGGGAAGCUGCAAAAACAUUGUCUCAAAGGCACACAGAUGGCUCCUACCUUGCGGAAGAAGACUACAACUUAGAUCUUGAGGAUCAAAGUGGCCAGAAAGUGAUGUUUGGAUCUGUAGAUGAUAAAAAGGCUUUGACGAUGGCUCUAAUGCUUCACCAAAAAGCUAAAACUCAUAUGAAGAGGGGAAUGUACAAGGAAGCACUAGAUGUGUUAACAAUGGCUGAGGAAGCUUUCUCCCUUUGUGACCCAAAGCUUAUUGAGAAAGUUGAUAAUGUGCCAAUGCUUCAACUAGAUAUAGUAUGGUGUUAUUUUGUGCUUCGUGAUGUAUCAUGCUUAGAGGUCGCAGGGACUCGCCUAGAAAAAGCACGGUUAGGUUUUGAACGUUCUCAUGGGAAAGAUUCUACUCGCUUCAGAAUACUCCAGGCUGGCCGGCAAGCUGAUCUUGCUAUUUAUGUAAGGCUGGAGCUUUUGGAAGGAGUGGUGGCAUACCAUAAUGGUCAUGUUGAAAAGGCGCGUGAAUCUCUCACUUCUGCCCAUGCUAAAUACCUGCAGCUUCAAGUACCAGAGGAAGCUAUAUCGAUGUUAAUGGAUAUGGGCUAUGAAGCACGAUCUGCAAAAAGAGCAUUGAAGAUGACUGGCUAUGAUAUUCAAUCAUCAGUUGAACUCUUAUGUGAGGAGCGUGAAAAGAAAAUUCGUAGAAGAGAGGAGGACCGAGUGAGACAAAGAGAGAUUCUGGAACAAAUGGCAUAUGGUAAAACUCCCAUGAACAAGGCAGUUGACAUGCAGAAGCUGAAAGGCUUGACUGCUAUCGGAUUUGAGAAGUAUCUUGCUGCAGAAGCACUGCGCAUAAAUGAAAAUGAUGCUGACAAAGCAUUAGACCUUUUGACAAAUCCUGAACAAAACUGCAUCCUACAAAGUAAAAUUCAGGCAAAGAGAAGCCGGGCAUCUCGUGGAUCAUCGAGCUCUAGGGCAGCUGUUGCCAGGGCUGCUCCAGCAAUCAACAGCUCUCAGACUUCUGUCAAUGAUGCACCACAUCCUGCUGAUGGAGAUGCUCCACCACAUCCUGCGGAUGGAGGAGAUGCUCCUCCACAUGCUGCAGAUGGAGAUGCCCCUCCACAUGCUGCAGAUGGAGAUGCCCCUCCGAUGAACAAUGAAGAAACUGCGAACCAAGAUGAAAUUAUGAUUGAUGAAGUAGCUGCCGAUGAUGAAGACGAAGGCGCAAACUCUCAUCCAGUUCCAGCCAGGGAUGCGUCGAUGGAAAGUGAGCUUGCCAAUGAACUGACGGGGGAUGCCUUGGAUGACUACGAUAUUGAUGUCAGUAACGAAGGACAGGCAAUUGCAGAGUACUUGAGCUUACUGGAGGCUGCUCCUGCUCCUAGUUCUUAG